Molecule: messenger RNA, 543 nt
Organism: Clunio marinus
Lineage: Eukaryota; Metazoa; Arthropoda; Insecta; Diptera; Chironomidae
Source: the annotation of a GenBank genome assembly
AUGACAAGUCCAUAUGAUGAGUAUAAAAAAAAGGACCAACGUUUUGCGUGGAUAUUCACCAUUGUCCUUAUUGUGUUUAGUGGUUUCAUGUUUCUUGUUAGAACUAUUGCUGUGGAAGGUUUAUAUGAUAUGGACACAAAAAAUUCUAGGGAUUUGUUCAUUAUUAAAUUUUAUGGAAUCAUAGUUGGUAUAAUGUUCAUAAUAUAUUUUAUAAUCAGAUUUGUGAUCCAUCAAGAUUAUAAGCAAAAGGAAAGGGAUUAUGAAGCUAACAGAUACAACGCAUACGAUGAUCUUCGACCCACAAGAACUACUACAACACGCACUUCAAAUUUCAGUGAAAAUUAUACAUUUAAUAAUAAUCGACCCUCAAAUCCUCCCUCUGCACCUCCCCAGGAACCUGAAAAUAACAAUACCUCAAAUUUCAAUCCACAACCAACUACUUCAAGGCCACACACUCCUCAACCUCAUCAGAGCCCUAAAAAGAAUUCUGAAGAUGAUCUUCCUCCAUCGUACAGUGAAGCUGUUCAUAAACUAAAUAAAUAA